This is a messenger RNA of Suillus bovinus, 774 nucleotides long. RefSeq lists its product as uncharacterized. The record is from RefSeq and is a predicted model, not a curated record. Lineage: Eukaryota; Fungi; Basidiomycota; Agaricomycetes; Boletales; Suillaceae. Gene Ontology annotation, molecular function: oxidoreductase activity, acting on paired donors, with incorporation or reduction of molecular oxygen; iron ion binding; monooxygenase activity. Bases 1 to 774 code for a protein of 257 amino acids. The transcript is spliced from 2 exons.
AUGCUCUUCACUCAUAUUCUCGCUUUAGGUAUUGUUGCCCUGGUAUUCGCUUGGGGUCUAACUCGUAGAUGUGUCUACCUUUUACCUUUGCUGCCUGGCCCUCGUCCAUUACCAUUUCUGGGUAACAUGCUGCAAUUGGAUACUAAACGACCUUGGCUCACAUAUACUGCAUGGGGAAAGACAUACAGAAAAAUUAUUCGCUCUAGCAUACUUGGCAUCAACUUGAUUGUCAUAAACUCUGAAGUUAUCGCACAGGAAUUGCUGGACAGGCGUUCUGCGAAGUACUCUACUCGCCCCAUUUUUCGCACCAAUGAAUUGUAUGUUUUCAUUCAAUCUGUUCUUCAUCAACUGAUUAUGCAGAUCUGGACUGGCUUUCAAUACUGCAUGACAGUCAAUCCUGUGACAGAUACACAACAUCAUUACUCAUGGCCGUCACAUACAGACACCUCAAUUGUGGACAGGAAUAUCCAUUUCUUACCCGCGCACACGAACUCGUUGAGGUUGGCAAAUAUAUUCUUUCUCCCAAGAGGGCUGCCAUUUUCACAGCCUUUCCUUUCCGUGAGUGCUUUUGUUGACGACGUAAUUUUGGGUGUUCAGCAUGAGGUUGCAGUCGAAAAGUUACUGUUUUGGUGCUUCGGUGGGGCAUUUUCCCAGAUGGGACGCUGUAGAGAAUUAUCACAACAACUUUUAAAUGAGCCCUUUAACGAGGUGAAGGCACAGAUAGUACGUUUGUGCAGAGUUAGGGACAUCAAUUUGCCUGAUCUGUUUGCAUGA